Molecule: messenger RNA, 717 nt
Organism: Ambispora gerdemannii
Lineage: Eukaryota; Fungi; Glomeromycota; Glomeromycetes; Archaeosporales; Ambisporaceae
Source: the annotation of a GenBank genome assembly
AUGGUUAAUAUUUUAAAUAAUACCAACGAAAUAUUCGAAAAUGAAGAGUCGAAAACCAAUCUACCAUCGUCAACGACAGAACUAAUUGACGAACCGCUACAAAUAUUCAAUGACAUGAACAAUCGUUUUGAAUACGACGAAGCGAUAACAGAAUCCGUGAAUAAAUGGUUGGUUGAACAUAAAAUCGAGGAUAAAUUGUUAUUCGAAACUGUGUAUACACAUCGAGACGAAUUGAAAUAUGCAGCGUUUUUGGGCUUUUUAUUUAGUCGUGGAAUUGGCUGCAAGAUUCACGAGGAACAAGCGUUCAAAUAUUAUAAGAUGAAAGCUGAUAAUUGGGCAGCUGGCCAAUUCUGGCUUGGAAUUUGCCAUUAUCGGGGAAUUGGUACCGCGAAAAAUGCCGACAAGUCGUUUUCUUGGUUUAUGACAGCGGCUGCUCAAGGGGAAUCUCGCGCGAUGGAUUGGCUCGGGUAUCUUUAUCAGUGUGGUGGCAACAGCAGUAAUUUGAAGAUUAAUAAAAGGUACGCUGCUUAUUGGUAUGGAAAGGCGGCCAACCUUGGAAAUAGAAGUGCUCAGUCCAAUUUUGGGACUUGCUAUGAGCUCGGUAUUGGUCUAAAUAGAGAUCUUCAUGAAGCACUUCGAUGGCUACAACGAGCGCCUGAGUUUACUCAAGAUACCGUCAUUCGUAUUUUAAGAAAAUAUAGAAAUUUAUAUUACUAA